GGAAAAUUCCUGCGGGCGCCGCGCCAUUGAACGCUCCGGACCUUUCUUCCUCCCUCCUCCGACCCACUCUCGCGUCCGCGUCCAUCGCUUCCCACUCCUUGCCUUCCUUAAUCCCGCCCGCGCUCGUUGCCCCCUCCCCACCACCGGGCUUAUGGCGGAUCAGCUCACCGACGACCAGAUCGCCGAGUUCAAGGAGGCCUUCAGCCUCUUCGACAAGGACGGCGAUGGUUGCAUCACAACCAAGGAGCUGGGUACUGUCAUGCGCUCACUGGGCCAGAAUCCUACAGAAGCUGAGCUCCAGGACAUGAUCAAUGAGGUUGAUGCCGAUGGCAAUGGCACCAUCGAUUUUCCAGAAUUUCUCAAUCUUAUGGCUCGCAAGAUGAAGGACACUGACUCAGAGGAAGAGCUUAAGGAGGCCUUCCGUGUGUUUGACAAGGACCAAAAUGGCUUCAUCUCCGCCGCUGAGCUCCGCCAUGUCAUGACAAACCUUGGUGAGAAGUUAACUGAUGAGGAGGUGGAUGAGAUGAUCCGUGAGGCUGAUGUCGAUGGUGAUGGUCAGAUCAAUUAUGAGGAGUUCGUCAAGCCUCGGCGUGGUAGGUACCAGCUACCACAAGCCCCCCGGUAUUUAAGGUUCCAAGAAGUUGUCUCAACUUGUGCUGCGCCUUGGGGAGUUCUCAUGGAGCAGGGCAAGAAAGCAAAGGUACUGUGCCUGCAUGGCUUCCGGACAAGUGGGGAUUUCUUGAAGAAGCAGAUCAGCAAGUGGCACCCUUCUAUAUUCCAGCAGUUUGACAUGGUAUUCCCUGAUGGCAUCUUCCCAGCUGGUGGAAAGUCGGAAAUAGAGGGCAUAUUUCCACCACCGUACUUUGAGUGGUUCCAGACUUCCAAGGAAUUCACUGAAUCCACAAAUCUAGAUGAAUGCAUUUCAUAUCUGUGUGAUUAUAUGGUGGAAAAUGGACCUUUUGAAGGCCUACUUGGAUUCUCCCAGGGUGCAACACUUUCAGCCCUUCUGAUUGGCUACCAAUCACAGGGCAAGGUUUUGAGUGAUCAUCCACCAAUUAAGUUUAUGGUCUCCAUAUCUGGGAGCAAGUUCAGGGACCCAAGCAUCUGCAAUAUCGCCUACAAGGACCCGAUCAAGGUGAAAUCAGUGCAUUUUAUUGGAGAGAAGGACUGGCUCAAAACACCCUCCGAGGAGCUGGCUUCUGCCUUUGUUGACCCCAUCAUCAUAAGGCAUCCCCAAGGCCAUACAGUCCCUAGGCUUGACGAUGCAUCUGUUAAACAACUUUCUGAAUGGAGCUCAAACACCCUGGAAGACCUCAAGAAUGAAGAUGGUAAUGUUCCCGAGGCCUUGGAUUCAGAUGAGGGUACUGAUGUUGAACUUGCAGAAAACAACAUGGUGGAACAAGUUGCUGCUUGAGCAUACUUGCUACAUGAUCUGGCUGUGUUUGAAACCCGUUCUCACUUUUCUAUAACUUGAGUAAUCCAUGGAAUCAGCGCGAUCUAUAUGUGCAUCCCAUUUGCUAAAAAAGAACUCAUUCUCUGAAGUUUCAGCUGAAACAAGUUGGUUCAGACAUUCAAUGUAAUGUACAAAUGCUUGCGUUCGCAAGGUAUCCUCGUAAGCGAACUUUAUUGAGAUAUGGCAACGGUCUAUUUCUGUU
Messenger RNA from Panicum virgatum (switchgrass), 1655 nucleotides. Its product is annotated as family of serine hydrolases 3-like. Gene Ontology annotation, molecular function: calcium ion binding. The coding region runs from base 152 to 1414 and encodes 420 amino acids. The record is from RefSeq and is a predicted model, not a curated record. Lineage: Eukaryota; Viridiplantae; Streptophyta; Magnoliopsida; Poales; Poaceae. The transcript has 8 exons.